This is a messenger RNA of Cryptomeria japonica (Japanese cedar), 2861 nucleotides long. RefSeq lists its product as uncharacterized. The record is from RefSeq and is a predicted model, not a curated record. The coding region runs from base 632 to 2644 and encodes 670 amino acids. The transcript is spliced from 6 exons. Lineage: Eukaryota; Viridiplantae; Streptophyta; Pinopsida; Cupressales; Cupressaceae.
GGACGACAGCUAAUCCGACGCUGAAGAAGCGGCAGAACAUCUUAAAUUUGUACUCUCCGAACAUCCAUCGACGAGUUAUUCGUGUAUUUCUAUAAUCUUCUCUAUCCAUUGCUGUUUUUCUGAGAUUUCAAUGCCACUAAAUCUAUGAAAACUGGCUUAAAAUUGACUUAGGAAUUUAUUACAGACAAGAUUGAAUGCUGAGGCAUUGUAGGAGAUAGUUUAAAAGAUUGAUGUUUUGAGGGGCUUGUAAGGAAUUCGAUACCAGUGUGAAUUGGAUUUUAGUACUUUGAGUGGAUUGGAUAGGAAUGCACGUACAAAAUUGAGUUCAAGAUGUCGUAGGAACUUAGUGAGUAGAAGUUCAAGUCUGAGGAGUUGUAGGAAUUGGGUGUAAGUUUAAAGUUGAACUGUGAAGAAGGAUGUUGUAGGAAUCCCGUAUGCUCAACUCUGAAUCUGGAAGGCAGGUGCUUUGGGAAUUGGGUAGAAAAAUAUGAAUUUAGAGGGCUUGUUGGAUUUGGGUUUCAGUAAACUUGAAUUUUGAAGGUCUUAGCUUUAGGAAUUAUAGUUAAAGAAGAAAUUCAUUUGGACAGCAGGGGAGAAAUAAAUCUAUACAUUUUACACUUGCAGUGAUAUUAUGGUCCAAGGAAGAUUUUCUGAGGAACUGAGGAGUAACAGGGCUAUUAAGAGAGGAGAUUGUCUCGGGCAUGACGUUUAUUUAGGCGGAAUUGGAUUUGGGUUUACGGAGGAGGGUUUUUCUAGGAGUAAGAAUUUGGAUCCCGCUAUGAAAGCAGAGAUGGAUGACAGUGUUCCUGGAGGUCGCUCUUUAAGUUGCAAGCGACCUAAAUAUCAUCAGCAGCAGCAGUGGAGUCCAGUAACAAGCACUGAAUUCACUCAAUGUCUUUCAUUCAAUCCACUGGCUGAGCCAAGCCCAUUGGGUUUAACACUGAAAAAAACCCCUUCCUUUCUGGACCUCAUUGAAAUGAAGCUUUCCGAAGGUGAUAGGGCAGUUCCUGCAGCUGCAAAUAACCUGCAUCAGGAUGCAUGGGAAAAUAAGGAUGAAAAUACUAUAGCAGUGCAGUCUGCUACGGACAAGCUGAAGGCCUCAAACUUCCCAGCAUCACUUUUGAAAAUUGGUUCAUGGGAGCGUAUCUCAAGAUAUGAAGGUGAUUUAGUGGCAAAGUGCUAUUAUGCCAAACGCAAGCUUGUUUGGGAAGUACUUGAGGGCGGUUUAAAGAGCAAGAUAGAGAUUCAAUGGUCGGAUAUCACUUCUUUGAAGGCUAGCUAUCCAGACAAUAGACCUGGCACUUUAGAGAUUGAAAUUUCCAGGGCUCCGAUGUUCUGCAGGGAGACUAAUCCGCAGCCAAGGAAGCACACCCUCUGGCAGCCUACUUCUGACUUUACAGGAGGGCAAGCAUCUAUAUGCAGAAGACAUAUAUUGCAGUUCAAUCAAGGAAUACUUGAGAAACAUUUUGAGAAGCUUAUACAAUGUGAUCAUCGACUAAACUUGUUAAGUAAGGAAGGAAUCAUGACCAAGGAUUCACCCUAUUUUGAUUCCAGUGAUACGAUAUUUCAAGCUCAGGAGGAACACAAUUGUUACGGGGUCCUACAAGAGCAUAAAUCUCAUUUGAUUCCACAUAUAGAUCAUUUAAAUUACCUGCCACCUUUCUCAAGUCUUUCGGAUAGAGCAACUAUGGUCCCAAUGCUGGUACCAAAAGUUGAAUCUGUUGAAGCAGACAGCAGGGUUUUGGAGGCUGUUCCCCAGGAAAGACCUUCACCGAGCUCAGUAAUGGACCUGUGUGCAAUUGACGAAAGUGGAACCAGUGAUAGUGAUGAUCUACACAUAAAUACAAGACAGUGGGAGCAACUGAGAUUUACGGCACCUUUUGGGGGUUUACAAAAUCAAGGUUCUGGUUCCCUUUCAUCAGUAAUGGACCUGCGUGCAAUUGACGAAAGCGGAACCAGUGAUAGUGAUGAUCUACACAUAAAUACUAGACAGUGGGAGCAACUGAGAUUUAUGGCACCUUUUGGGGGUUUACAAAAUCAAGGUUCUGGUUCCCUUUCAUCAAAAUCCAUGCGCACACUAGCUAAUCAAAUAAGGUCUUGCUUUCCAAAGCAUGAUUGUUCACAUAAUCUGCUUCCAGCUGGAGAAGAUACUUGUCAAGCAAACAAAAAGAUUCUUUAUGAUAUUGCACAACAUUUGCUAAGUGAUUCACUUGUAUCAUUGACUUCUGAUGAUCAAAAGGCUAUGACAAACGUCAAUUCUACGUCUUCUCCAGUCCAGAAAGAUAUCUCUGCAGCAAAUCGAUUUCCCAUUAAUGCUAAAAGUAUUGAAAGCUCACAGGUGGGUUAUGGUUUGGGGAGGCUAGAGAAAGGAGAAGUUGAUGGCAACGUCUGUCAGACAAAUGAUGAUACAACCAUUGCACUUUUGAAUAGGGGCAUCAGAACUGGUUCUCAUUCAAAUCGAAUUGAUGAUGGCCAUAUGUAUUGCCAACAAGCAACAGGGAUAUCCAGGCAGGAGUCACUAGGGGAUUUGUUUGUGAAUGUUCCUGGAGACGCAUCUCUUUCUCCACUUUUUGUUGACUGUUCUGAUGAAAUCAUGGGAAGGGAUGAGCAAUCUGGAGAAAUCAGAUGGAAUCAUUUUAGAUAAAAUAGCCAUUUCGCAUUAUGAUAUAUGUAGUAAUAGAUCAGCGGGGUCAAUGUAUUUGUUCAUCUUGUAGGCCAGAUAUUAGUUUAUAUAAUUGCAGGGUUAAAAAAUUCUCCAGAUGAGUGCCAUCAGCAUCAUGUAGAUAGUUUCAUCACGGGAAUGCCAAAUAUUGCUUUGAGAUUACACAAAAUAAAUGCAUGGUCUGAAAAUUUUCCAUUGA